Messenger RNA from Chlamydomonas reinhardtii, 1162 nucleotides. RefSeq lists its product as uncharacterized. Bases 336 to 821 code for a protein of 161 amino acids. The transcript is spliced from 7 exons. The record is from RefSeq and is a predicted model, not a curated record. NCBI's taxonomy places the organism in Eukaryota, Viridiplantae, Chlorophyta, Chlorophyceae, Chlamydomonadales, Chlamydomonadaceae.
AUCAUGCUUGCCAGAACUUCACCGAUUAGCUACCUGGCUUACUUCUAUAAGGAAAUAUCUCCGAGGUGGUUGGGAGCCCCGUGUUCCUGCUGCUGGACCCCGCGGUGGACCACACACGCAAGGACCUGCCCGUCAGCCUGUACGAGACGGAGCUGCACCUGUCCCCGGAGACCGGCGCUCCCGGCAUGGUGUUCGUCAAGUCGCCCUACAGCAUCGAGACCAGCGACGCAGAGCGCAUUGGUGUAGACCAGGUGGCGCGCAUUCUGGCCGGCGGCAAGGCCACCGGGUCGGAGCAGCAAUCGGCCUAGCUGGUGUCGCUACACAGCGCAGUAAAGAUGCUGCUGGAGCGGCUGCGGGUAAUCCACGGGGCCAUGGGCAAGGUGGCGGGCGUGGACGGCGCGGCGGCAGAGGCGGCCUACCCGCACAGCCUGCUGCGACAGGUGUCCAACCUGGUCCACGGCCUGCCCGCCUGCAACACGGACGCCUUCAACCGGGAGUACCUCACGGAGUACAACGACACGCUGCUCACCCUCUACCUGGCCUCCAUGAGGCGCGGCACCCACGCCGCCAACGAGAUGGUGGACAAGUUCUGUCUCGCGUACGACAAGGCGGGCCGCGGCCGGCUGGGGAUGGGCGGAGGGGCACCGGGACAGGCUAUGUACGGUGCGCCCUCCCGUGUUACCGCUUGCGGCUUGCGGGCUGCGAAAGAGGGUUGCGGAUUGCGGAUGUCAGUCGGGCUUGUGCGUGGUGCCGAAGUGUUUGGCGAAUACGCCCACAUGAGACCUCUAGGCUCAAGUAACGUGGGGCUUUGGACAGGCUGAGUAGCAUGGAGGGCUAUGGGGCUGGGGCUGCUGAGUCGUAAGUAUGUUCGUGCCAAGGGAAACGUACCGCAUGAUGGAUUCUAUCUCAGCAGCAAGGCGGGGUGGCUAGGUGCGCAGGUGUCACGCGUAUGACACGGCCGUCAGACUGCAUCGCCUCCCAAAGGACUUAGUGACCUGUAGUGAGUGCCGAUUGUUGUUGCGUGUGCGCUGGUGAGUACGGGACGAGUGUGGCAAGCCGUGUGUCGUCGCGGAUUGGUCACUACAAGUCAGUUUCUCCACGGCGGCUCCCAGACAAACAAUGGGCACGCUCGGACCUCCGACUUCGAAGCUGCUGGACUGUA